This is a messenger RNA of Cylindrotheca closterium, 333 nucleotides long. The record is from the annotation of a GenBank genome assembly. NCBI's taxonomy places the organism in Eukaryota, Bacillariophyta, Bacillariophyceae, Bacillariales, Bacillariaceae.
AUGCAAGCUGAUCAAGUCUUGGGUAAAUGGAUUCCCAAAUCAGAGAUCCAGGCGACGCGUUGUAAGUGUUUGGUAUGGUGCACCAGCACAUUACGCGCUAUUGAGGCUUCCAAUCAGUCGACCAAGGUGGAGGAAGCUCUGGAGUUUUUGGACAAUGUGAUUGAAGACACCACCAAUGUCUACCAAGGUCAACUCUUGAUGGAUAUGGAUAUGGCGAAUACCAAGGAUAUUGACGAUGGACAAACGGUCAUGGGAAUGCUGGAUGAAAUGCACAAACGUGAACAACAACUGGAGGAUGCCUUUGUGGAAAUCAAAGCUUGUGACAACGCCUAG